AGUCAGUUCUCCCUAUAUAUAUGUCUCUCUCUAUGCUAGUAGAAGUUCCUCAUAAUUUUCCUGCUUUUUAAUCCAUAUCACUCCCAGCUCUUAACCUAAGAAUAACACAAUCCUCUAGAGGCAGGUUUUCGUUACAAGAUGGGCACAAUGUCUGAAAGAGUGGGAGCGAUGGGUGGUAACAUGGGCAGCCCAUUUGACGAUGGUGUUUUCGAUGGCGUGAGAAGAAUAAUUGUCGGAAGAGACUGGGACUGUGUUUCUUAUAUCAAGAUUGAGUACGAAAAUAAUGAUGGAAAUUUUGAAACCCGUGAACAUGGAACGAAUCGCGGGGGACUUCAAGAGUUCACAGUGGAUUAUCCGACUGAAUAUAUCACAUCCGUGGGUGGAAGCUUCUCACAUGUUUUUAGAUAUGGAACAGCGCUUAUCCAGUCGUUAAUCUUCAGAACCUCCCGUGGAAGGACCUCUCCGAUACUCGGUCAUUCGUUUUUGGGGUUUCAACUUGGGACAAGAUUCACGCUCGAGGGUAAAAAUGGUGGGAAGCUUCUAGGUUUUCACGGACGUUCUGGUCAAGCUCUUGAUGCCAUCGGACCUUACUUCUUCGCUGCGAAUCCUCCUCUUAGGCACUUUAACCCUCAAGGUGGGAACGGAGGGAGCGCUUGGGACGAUGGCGCUUUCGACGGUGUAAGAAGAAUACUCGUUGGACGAGGUGGUAGAUUUGUAAGUUUUCUCAGGUUUGAGUAUGCGAGAGACCAAAGAACGGUGCCACAUGAUCAUGGGAGGAGGCAAGAGGUUCCACAGGAGUUUGUGGUGGAUCAUCCUAAUGAACAUAUUACAGUAGUGGAGGGAACCAUCGAUGGCUUCCUUACAUCGCUUAGGUUUCAAACAUCAAUAGGAAGAACCUCCCCUGCUUUUGGCAAUGUGGUUGGCAGGAGAUUUGUGUUCGAGGAAAAUAAUUUCAAGCUUGUCGGGUUUUCUGGUCGGUCUGGUGAUGUCAUUGAUGCUCUUGGUGCAAACUUUGGCCCUCUUCCAGCUCCAACUCCGGUUCCAGCUCCAGUUCCAGCUCCGGCUCCACGUCCAUCUCCGGCUCCGGCUCCGGCUCCACGUCCAUCUCCGGCUCCAGGUUCAGCUGGACGCUGGCCUCCCGCUCCGGCUCCUGCUCCAGCUCCGGGUCCAGCUCCAGCUCCAGCUCCAGUUCCAGCUCCAGCUCCUGCUCAUGCUCCUGGUCCAGCUCCGGGUCAGGGUCCAGCUCCCGGUCGGGCUCCAGAUCGGGCUCCGGAUCGGGCUCCCGGUCCGGCUCCCGGACCGGCUCCAGGUCCGGCUGGACGAUGAGGUCAACGUCCAGCUCUAGCUCCAACUCCAGCUCCGCCUCAUGCUACAAACUUCAUCGUGGGAGGGAUCUGGUGUGUGACUUGUCAGACUUAAGUGUUAAGAAUUAGGUGUUGCUUGUGUGUUCUACAAAAUGUCUACAUUUUCCAUGUGUUUCAAGUAUAUUAGUGGUGUGCCCGCGCGUAGCGCGGGAUGUUGUUUAAGUAGCUUUGUAUAAUACAAUUGUGUGCUGUGAA
Brassica napus (rape) is the source of this 1559-nucleotide messenger RNA. Its product is annotated as myrosinase-binding protein 2-like. The record is from RefSeq and is a predicted model, not a curated record. The transcript is spliced from 4 exons. The coding region runs from base 139 to 1326 and encodes 395 amino acids. Lineage: Eukaryota; Viridiplantae; Streptophyta; Magnoliopsida; Brassicales; Brassicaceae. Gene Ontology annotation, molecular function: carbohydrate binding.